UUCUAUUCUGGGAUCUCACAUCAAAUUUCGAGGUCACUUAGGUCUACUCACUGAAUUUCUAGUUGCACCCAUUUGGUCAUUUAAACGACGAGUCUUUGAUCCGUGCACGAGAGUACCUACUAGUGAUUUGUCGAAUAAAACCCACACGAUCCAUCAGCCUUUAGUUAUGUUAUAGGUCUAGAGCUGUCUAUCUCUUAAGGUCCAAUUGACAAUGGUCAAGUUUCGCAAAGGAAGCAGCACGGAGGUGGGAAGAGGUGAAAAUGACUCUCCCUCAAGGGACAGUAUUGGAGGGAACAGUAUGGAUGAAGUAGACCUAGGCUGGGGUGGUGGUCUAGGAACCUUUUCCCGUGAUGGUCCUCUAGGAAAAGGGUUUGGAUCCUUUGAUGGUCAGGCUGAAGCAUCGGCUAGAGGAGAAUGUGAAGAUGAAUUUACGGUAGAGCAAGCUGUGGAGGCUAUAGGAUUUGGAUGGUAUCAGAUCAGAAUCUCAGCUUUGACAGGGUUCUGUUGGAUGGCUGAUGCAAUGGAGAUGAUGAUCUUGUCAAUCCUAUCUCCUAUUUUGAGAUGUGAAUGGAGAUUAAGUUCAUGGCAAGAAGCCCUUAUCACAACUGUUGUAUUCAUUGGUAUGUUCUUUAGCUCUACCGUCUGGGGUAUGAUCUGUGACAAAUUUGGGAGAAGAUCGGGCCUGAUUCUUGCCAGUGUGUGGAUCUUCUAUUUUGGAAUAGCGAGCAGUUUCGCCCCUACAUUCGGCUGGAUUCUUAUAUUGAGAGGUUUGGUUGGAGUAGGUGUUGGUGGAGUUCCUCAGUCGGUCACUUUGUAUUCUGAAUUUUUACCAUCCAAGGUCAGAGGACUGUGUGUUACAUUCAUUGAGAUCUUUUGGGCCCUUGGUACCAUCUUUGAGGUGUGCUUAGCUCUUAUAGUCAUGCCCACUCUAGGAUGGAACUAUCUUCUGUUAUUCUCAUCUAUUCCUAUGCUAAUCUUUAUCAUAUUAUGCAAGUGGUUACCAGAGAGUGCUAGAUACCAGGUGGCAUGUGGAAAUCAACAAAAGGCACAUGAAAUCCUCAAGACUGUUGCUCUAGCAAACAACAAACCCAUGCCACUUGGGAAACUACGAUGUGGAGAUGUGCAGAAACGUGGAUCAUACAAAGAUCUGUUCAGAACUAGAGAGUUAGGCAUCACAACAGGACUUUUACUCUUCAUUUGGUUUGCCAAUGCAUUCUCAUAUUAUGGUCUGGUUUUACUCAGUACUGAACUCUUUGCAUAUGGAGAUUCUUGCUCAGGUGGUAAUGAGAAGACAGCGGAAGGUGGUAUGGCAUGUUUUGAUGAAUGCAAGACACUCUCUACAGCUGAUUAUGUUUCUCUUCUUUGGACUACACUAGCUGAAUUACCAGGGCUUGUGAUUACCUUCUUACUCAUUGAGUCACUUGGACGGAAGAAGACAAUGGCUAUUGAAUUCCUGUGCUUUUCUCUCUUCACAUUCCUCAUAUUCAUGUGUACAUCGAGAACUGUAUUGACACUGUUCCUCUUUGCUGCAAGAGCGUUCAUCUCAGGGGGGUUCCAAGCAGCCUAUGUAUAUACCCCAGAGGUUUACCCAACUACCACUAGAGCUGUAGGUCUUGGUUGUUGUAGUGCUGCUGCUAGAAUAGGUGCUAUCAUCACGCCAUUUGUUGCACAGGUACUUCUUCCAGUCUCCAAGAACUUGACAGUAGGGGUCUAUGGAACUGUGUGUAUUUUUGGAGGAAUAGCAUGUCUCCUGCUUCCGAUAGAGACCAAAGGCAGAGCCAUGCAGGCAUCCAACCAACCUGAGUCCUCACAAUAAGUCAUAGUUCUAUGAAGAUUAUUAUCGUGGAAUUUCUACCCAGCAAAGAAGUUUAUCAUCAAAUCAACUUGAUUGUGGCCGCUAAAGCAGAAUUUAUAAGGUAAAAUCCUGACUGAAGCUGAAAUGCAUACAACUGAAUGCCUGCCCUUAUUUCAUAAAUUUUCACUAAUGUUAUUAUGUAUUAAGAAAUCAUGACAUUCCACUUUGGUUUUCACAAAAUCAAUUCCAGUACUGCACAACAUGUAACACUUGAGAUGUUUUUUAUUUCAAAUUUUGCAGUGAAAAGCUAAAAAGGGGUUGCUUCUCAACCCUUGCAGUAGCCACUCUGAAUAUUUUUUGUUUGUUAAUUUUCUAAAACAAUACACAAUUCUUGUAAAGUACAACAAUGUGAAUUCUAUAUGGACAUGCUCCAUUUUACCAUGGUACCAUCCAAACUAUGACUCGAGAAUACUAAGCUGACAAAAAUUGAACACCUUUUUUUUAUGAGCAAGAUACAACAUGAUUGCAUCUAUUUUCCAAAACCUGAAUUGCUAAAAUUGCUUCUGUUUUGGUUUGUAAAAUCGCUCUAUGGCGGAGGCAUCAUCUAGUCCAUCUAGUUACUUCUUCAUUUUGUUUUUAAACUCUGCAAAUGUAUUCACUUUUUCAGGUUGGUAAUUCAUAUCAAUGGUAGCUAAAGCAUGUUAAUUUUGACUGUAAGCUUUAAUAUUCUUAGAAUUUAAAUUUGAAUUGAGAGCAAAAAUGAGACAGUUUCCUGGGUAGCUUCUGUAUUGUAGCUUGCAAGACAAAGGUUCUUGCUCUUGAAAAUAUGGCUGAAGGAAAACACUACAUUUCGGGUCUCUCCAGAACUAACGAUUCACUUCAUCUUGAGUAUCAAAAUAUUAAAUGUACUGAAUUAUGGCUGAAGAUUUAAAGAGCUACUGUGAGAUAAAACAUAUUUUUAACUGUAGCAGACAUCUUUAAUUGAUAAGCCAACAAAACUAUGCACGCGUACACGUGCGCAAAAAAAUUUAAAAAAAUAAAAAUAAAAAUUGACCGCCAGAAGAUUCGAUGGGAUUUUGUGUGUAAUUUGCCCGUCAAUAUUAAUAAACAAUUAACUAAUAGACAAGAUAUAUGCCUGAUCAGAAAAGUCAAUGGACGAAAUGCGUGUCAAACUAGCUGACAAGAUGUAGAGCAAACAUCCCGGUAUUUUUGUAAUUUUCAUUGUGCAUCUAUUACGCGUAUGAGAACCUGCGCACUUUGUGUGCACUCUAUUGUGACGUAAUAAUCACACCAAAGGCACACUGUUUGCAGUGUAUCAAAAAUGUUGUCAAGCACUGGAUGCACAAUGCUGGUUUGAAAUGUUAUUGCAACUUUUCAUGCUAGGAAACCCUGUCCAGUGUAGGCUACUGUAUUUUACAUAAUGUAUUAAAGAGUAAGAUAGUAAGAGUUUCUUGUUUGCUCUAGAUGUCUGAUGUAGUUAAUAAUAGUAAUAUUGACUACCUAAUUCAGGGCAAUUCGACUUGUCAUAUAUCGCCCUUACCUUCAGUUCGGGCGAUAUAUGUUGUAUUGCCUUGAAGGCAGUCAAUAUUAUAGGAGAUCCCGGCAAAAUUCGCGAAAAAUAUUAUGUAAUUGACCAUCAAUUAGACUGCUAGAAGUACACCGUCGCGAUGUCAGAAAAUCAUGUUGCGCCAAAUCGGAUGACCAAAUAGCGAAAGAAGCACAGUUCAUUAAUUAAUUUAAAUGAAACAUAUAUAGAUUCUAACAAAAAAAAUUCAUAGAUUUGAAAACUAGAAAAAAGAAAAUAUACCUGACAGUACUAAAAUCACAGAAUUUGUACGGAAGAAAAAUGAAUUUCAAUGUCGAACUCACAAAUUUCGCCAGGAAAUCCUAUACUUUAAUAUGUUCCUUUUGACACAUAACUUUAUCCAUUUCCAUUAUUUAAAAAAACAAAAUAUCUCUUCCAGUAGAAACCAUAUCAGAAAGAAUAAUUUGUAAAAAGGUGAAAUUUCAUUUCAGAGGUCAAAGCAAGAUAUUUUCAUUUUUUGAUGAAAUAGAAAGAAAAAAAAUUAAAAAUAUGUAUGUUUAAUGGGACACCUUGCUCAGAAUCGCACUACUCUGUAUUAUCAAAAGCAAAAAAGGCAAUAAUAUGUGUAUUUUAGUUUAGGUUUGGUGAUAGUGUGCAUUUAAUAAGAGUGUUGUAACAGAUGUACUUAUAUUUGGUGUGUGUUUGUGUUUU
Strongylocentrotus purpuratus (purple sea urchin) is the source of this 4031-nucleotide messenger RNA. It is a transcript of the gene svop, whose product is annotated as synaptic vesicle 2-related protein. NCBI's taxonomy places the organism in Eukaryota, Metazoa, Echinodermata, Echinoidea, Camarodonta, Strongylocentrotidae. The record is from RefSeq and is a predicted model, not a curated record. The coding region runs from base 212 to 1816 and encodes 534 amino acids. The transcript has 16 exons. Gene Ontology annotation, cellular component: membrane. Gene Ontology annotation, molecular function: transmembrane transporter activity. Gene Ontology annotation, biological process: transmembrane transport.